This is a messenger RNA of Colletotrichum orchidophilum, 1749 nucleotides long. RefSeq lists its product as uncharacterized. The coding region runs from base 1 to 1749 and encodes 582 amino acids. NCBI's taxonomy places the organism in Eukaryota, Fungi, Ascomycota, Sordariomycetes, Glomerellales, Glomerellaceae. Gene Ontology annotation, molecular function: dipeptidyl-peptidase activity. The transcript is spliced from 5 exons. The record is from RefSeq and is a predicted model, not a curated record.
AUGGCGCCACUCAUCGUGAACAAUAUCGAGGUUAUUCAGACCCCCACCAACCCACCAGCAUGGCCGGAACCCAAGGCACCCUCCCGCGUGGAGCUGUCGGCGGGAAGCCAAAAGACCCCGGAUCAUCGCCCUCUCCCUUGCGACAUCAUCCUUGAACGGGAUCAGCCCUUGACGCUGCGGGACGGGACCCGCAUCCGAGUCGACAUCUUCCGACCGAAGACGGAUGAGAAAAUACCCGCCAUUCUGAUGUGGGCCCCCUAUGGGAAGACUGACACGGGCACUCUAAAUCUAGACAAGAUCCCAUUGCGGUGUGGCGUUCCCUUGAGCAAGCUGUCGGGCUACGAGUCUUUUGAAGGACUUGAUCCCGCUGAAUGGAUCCCGAAAGGCUAUGCCAUCAUCAACGCGGACGCCAGAGGAGUGGGUGACUCUGAAGGUGACAUGAGGACCUGGGGCACCCCGGAGGGUCAAGACGGCCACGAUGCCAUUGAGGGCAUCGCAAAGCUGCCCUGGUGCACGGGAAAAGUCUCUCUAGCCGGUAACUCGUGGCUCGGGCUGUGCCAGUGGUUCAUCGCCGCCGAGAGACCGCCUCAUCUGGCGUGUAUCGCGCCUCUGGAGGGCGCGAGCGAUCAUCUUCGAGAGACCUUGUGCCGCGGCGGAAUCCCUUCAAUAGGAUUUGGGGCAAUGAUCAAUAAUGUGGUUUCUGGUCGUGGUCAACAAGAAAAUACUGUUGAGAUGUUGUUAAAGUAUGGGCAGAAUAUCAGGGAUUACUGGGAUGACAAGAGGGCGCGCAUGGAUAAGAUCGAGGUCCCUGCCUAUAUCUUGGGCAGCUAUUCGACGAUGCUGCAUACCAUUGGGAGCUUCAGAGGCUUCGAGGAGAUACCGCACCAAAACAAAUGGAUUGUAACACAUGCCACUCAAGAAUGGUUCGAUCUGUACAGCCAGGAACGUAUUGACGACUUGCAAAAGUUCUUCGACCACUACAUGAAAGAUAUUGAUAACGGUUGGGAACAUACUUCCCCGGUCAGGCUUGCCGUGCUGGGGUACAACAAGCCGCCCAUCAUCGACCUCCCCUUCGACCAUCUGCCUUGGUUACAUGUAUCAAACAGUAAUGCGAAGACGGAGCAGAAACGUCUCUACCUGAGCGCCGACAAGACGCUACAGCUGUCCAAUGGCACCAGUUCCACGACCCUGGGUUACAAGGGCACGGAGAGCGUGGUACUCACGCACACAUUUUCUCAGUCCACAAAGCUGCUGGGCCCAACGAAGCUGGUAGUUCACGUGUCCUGCCCCUCCGCCACGGACUUUGAUGUGUAUGCGCAGCUUCGGAAGCGAGACCAGGACGGCAAUGACCUCGAGCACCUGAACAUCCCCUUUGAAGCACUCCCUGUAUCCAAUCUCAAAGAGAUCCCCAACAUCAACCCCCUCAAGUAUCUUGGACCCAACGGGAGGCUUCGGGCUUCGAAGCGCAAGGUUGCGCCCGAGCUGUCGCUAAACUACUGGCAGACACUGGCUCACGAUGAAGACAUUGAGGUAAAGGCAGGGGAGAUUGUCAAGAUGGAGGUCUGGAUUUGGCCUACUGCUAUUCAGUUCGAUGCCGGGGAGCAGCUGGUGCUCAAGGUUGCCGGCACAGAUAAUAUGACACUGCCGGAAUUUGAGCUCUUGGCUCAGGAACCAGCGAUAGCGGCUGCUCAGAUUGUGCAUGUUGGUGGAGAGUUUGAGAGCUACUUGGAGGGGCAUUGGCAAGACUGA